Molecule: messenger RNA, 1040 nt
Organism: Xyrauchen texanus (razorback sucker)
Lineage: Eukaryota; Metazoa; Chordata; Actinopteri; Cypriniformes; Catostomidae
Product: ferritin, middle subunit-like
Exons: 4
Coding region: 344-784 (146 amino acids)
Biological process (GO): intracellular iron ion homeostasis; iron ion transport
Cellular component (GO): cytoplasm
Molecular function (GO): ferrous iron binding; ferric iron binding
Source: RefSeq, a predicted model, not a curated record
AACGGGUUAAGGUCAAACAACUUUUUUUGUUUACUGUUUAGAUUAAAUCGAGCGCGCUCAAACUUCCCAUUAUUCUGAUUACGGUAGUCAUUUUGUCACCCUCACCAUGGCAAAGACAUGGAGAAACGCAUAUGAUGCUGCUUUCAAGUUGAAGGCGAUUGAUCUGGCUGUUGGAAAAGGAAAUAGAGCUGCUGCACGGGAGACGUUGGAAACAGCAGCGUGAGGAAUUGACUCAGUGCAAAAAGACAACUAAAUCUGAGGCUAUUCUGAGGCUAUUCAACUCCGACACCGAAGGAGAUGACUUCAGUGGUUUCAGUGCACAGGACGAGGAAGAUAGUGACCAAUGACGUUCUUGGCUCACUAUUUCAAACGGGAUGAUGUCGCCCUUCUUGGAUUUGCCAAGUUCUUCAAGGAGAACAGCAAGGAAGAGCGCGAGCAUGCUGAGAAAUUUAUGGAGUUCCAGAACAAGAGGGGUGGACGCAUUGUUCUUCAGGACAUAAAGAAGCCCGAGCGUGAUGCAUGGGGAAAUGGUCUGAUUGCUAUGCGGUGCGCUCUGCAGCUGGAGAAGAAAGUCAACCAGGCUCUGCUGGAUCUGCAUAAGGUUGCCUCUGAGAAGCGCGACCCUCAUCUGUGUGACUUCCUGGAGAUUCACUACCUGAAUGAGCAGGUUGAAGCCAUCAAGAAGCUUGGAGAUCACAUCACCAACCUGUCCAAGAUGGAUGCUGGCAACAACAGGAUGGCGGAGUACCUGUUUGAUAAGCACACCCUGGAUGGACAGAGCUAAAUGUUGCCCUCAGAUCAACUGCAUGUUUCAAAGCUUAAAUCUAUGUUAUACUAUUAAAUUAGCAUGCAAUAUGUUAUCAAACAGCUCUUAUGCAAAAUGUUCAAGUUUAAAGGUUAACAUCAAGUAAAAGUUCCACAUCACAAUAUCAAAAUAAUGCCGUUUUGCUUGUUUAAUGAGUCAUCUUGUUUUAGUCCCCAAUCAGUUAUUUCCUGUUGAAUGUGCACUAAUUGGUGAAUUUGAUGAAUAAACUUUUUGG